UCCAGCUUUGUGUAAACUAUUUAAACAAAAUAAUCUUACACGUAAUUUUCUGAUCAAAAUCAUUCAUUCUUUCAUUUUCUCCGCCUUAUUUUUUCUCUUUCUCUCUCCAAAUCCAAAAUAAUCCCCAAUGGCGGGAGCUCGAAUUUCAAUGGAGGUCGGCAACGAUGGCGUCGCUCUCAUCACUCUUUCUAAUCCUCCUGUUAAUUCGCUUGCGAUUCCAAUAAUCAAUGGAUUGAAGGAGAAAUACGAUGAAGCGAUGCGUCGAAAUGACGUCAAAGCUAUCGUCAUCACCGGUGAGAAUGGGAGGUUUUCAGGUGGAUUUGACAUCAAUGUUUUCCAGAAAGUUCAUCAAACUGGGGAUGUGUCGGUUUUGCCGGAUGUGUCGGUUGAUCUUUUGGUCCAUACAAUUGAAGGUGCUCGAAAGCCGUCUGUUGCUGCCAUACAAGGACUUGCACUUGGGGGUGGCUUAGAAUUGGCUAUGGGAUGUCAUGCACGCAUUUCUGCACCAAAAGCACAACUUGGUUUGCCCGAGCUAUCACUUGGAGUGAUUCCGGGUUUUGGAGGGACACAACGUCUUCCCAGACUUGUUGGGCUAAAAAAGGCUGUUGAGAUCAUGCUGUCAUCAAAACCAAUAACAUCUGAGGAAGGAAUGAAGCUUGGCCUUAUCGAUGCUGUUGUGUCUCCUCAAGAGCUGCUGAAAGUAUCACGCUUGUGGGCUUUGGAUAUUGCAGAGGGCCGGAAACCUUUCGUACGCUCCCUCCACAUGUCAGAAAAGCUAGGUUCCAUCUCUGAAUCACAUGAAUUCCUGAUGGCAGCAAGACAAAAGGCAAAACAGACUGCUCGAAACAUGCCACAGCACCAAGCCUGUCUUGAUGUUAUUGAGGAGGGUAUAGUGCAUGGAGGUUAUGCUGGAGUCUUAAAGGAGGCCAAAGUUUUCAAAGAGCUAGUUUUAACAGAUACUGCCAAAGGUCUGGUGCAUGUGUUUUUUGCUCAGCGUAUGACAUCAAAGGUUCCAGGUGUUUCUGAUGUUGGACUGAAACCAAGACGUAUGAAGAAAGUUGCUGUUAUUGGUGGGGGCUUAAUGGGUUCUGGCAUUGCAACUGCCCUACUCUUAGGAAACAUAAAAGUUGUGUUGAAGGAAGUAAAUGCUGAAUUUCUUGACAGGGGAUUAAAAUCUAUUCAAGGCAAUAUAACAGGCUUAGUGUCGAGAGGGAAGCUGGUGAAGAACAAGGCAGAGAAAGCGCUUUCGUUGCUCCAAGGUGUAUUGGACUACUCAGAAUUUAAAGAUGCUGAUAUGGUCAUAGAGGCUGUUGUCGAAAAUGUUCCUUUGAAACAAAGAAUUUUUAGUGAACUUGAGAAAACCUGCCCUCCACAUUGCAUUCUAGCAACUAACACAUCAACUAUUGACCUCAAUGUGGUUGGAGAAAAGACCAGUUCUCAGGAACGUAUUAUUGGUGCACAUUUUUUCAGUCCUGCGCAUAUCAUGCCUCUCAUGGAGAUUGUGCGGACAAAUAAGACUUCGGCUCAAGUUAUUCUUGACCUCAUCUCAGUUGGUAAAACAAUUAAUAAAGUGCCUGUUGUGGUCGGUAAUUGUACUGGAUUUGCUGUCAAUAGGGCUUUCUUCCCAUACUCCCAGAGUGCUCAUCUUUUGGCAAACUUGGGAGUUGAUAUCUUCAGGAUUGACAGGGUGAUUUGUGAUUUUGGCUUGCCUAUUGGCCCUUUCCAGCUUCAAGAUUUAGCUGGAUAUGGAGUUGCACUUGCAGUAGCAAAAGAAUUUCGCGCUUCCUUCUCUGAUCGUACUUUUGAGUCUCCAUUAGUUGAACUUCUUGUAAAAAAUGGGCGUAAUGGUAAAAACAAUGGGAAAGGAUACUAUGUUUAUGGAAAGGGUAGCAAGCCAAAACCUGAUUUCUCCGUGCUGCCCAUCAUUGAAGAAUCUAGGAGGGUGACCAAUAUUAUGCCUGAUGGAAAGCCUAUAUCUGUAUCAGACCAAGAUAUUUUGGGAAUGAUACUCUUUCCAGUGGUAAAUGAGGCAUGUCGUGUUCUCGAUGAAGGAGUGGUGGUUCGAGCAUCUGAUCUUGAUGUAGCUUCUGUUCUUGGGAUGAGUUUCCCUUCAUAUCGUGGCGGUCUUGUUUUCUGGGCUGAUACUGUUGGGCCAAGCCAUAUAUACAAUUGUCUGAAGAAGUGGUCGAACCUGUAUGGCAAUUUCUUUAAACCGUCUCGAUUCUUGGAGGAAAGAGUUACCAAAGGCUUGUUACUGAGUGCACCUGCUUCAUCAUCAGCUUCAAAGUCGCGCUUGUAGGAUGUGACCAUGCUGACAGAGGAAUCAUUUGACAUUCCGUGGCUCACUACAUACAGUGAGAUGACUGAGAUCUAGUUUUAGCGGUUCACAUCAGUUGUUCAAUAAUUCCCUCCCCUUCACUCUCCUUUAGCCGUCCUCCCCUUUCCUCCCAAAGAUUGGGGUUAAGGGAAAGGAUAGAGAUCUAAAUAAAAGUAUUGUAACAAUCAAAUAGAUUGUUGAUUCAAAGAUGUGAAAUUGUAUAAAAGAAAGCGAGUUGCAUUUUAUUGCAGAAUAAUGUUGUAAUUUAUUGGAACUCCGCUCAAUUUCUCCCAACUAUGGUAUAUGAUUCACAAUUUUUGUAGUUA
Molecule: messenger RNA, 2643 nt
Organism: Chenopodium quinoa (quinoa)
Lineage: Eukaryota; Viridiplantae; Streptophyta; Magnoliopsida; Caryophyllales; Amaranthaceae
Product: peroxisomal fatty acid beta-oxidation multifunctional protein AIM1-like
Exons: 18
Coding region: 128-2299 (723 amino acids)
Biological process (GO): fatty acid beta-oxidation
Cellular component (GO): peroxisome
Molecular function (GO): NAD+ binding; (3S)-3-hydroxyacyl-CoA dehydrogenase (NAD+) activity
Source: RefSeq, a predicted model, not a curated record